Molecule: messenger RNA, 696 nt
Organism: Klebsormidium nitens
Lineage: Eukaryota; Viridiplantae; Streptophyta; Klebsormidiophyceae; Klebsormidiales; Klebsormidiaceae
Source: the annotation of a GenBank genome assembly
AUGGAGUUUGGAGGAAGUCUUCCCAAGUGGAUCCGGCGCGACUGCAUCCCGGCAGGCGUCCUCGUGGCGGUUUUAUCCGGAUUCGGCGUGGCGGCUCUCUACCUGGCGUAUCUUGGUCUGACGACUCUUCACGCCGCCCCGUUGCCUGACCCAGCAAGCCUGACCCAGUUUCUCCACUCCAGCGGCCACAACGUAACGCUGUGUAGGUGCAUGGUUAGGAGCGCGUUUCAGGUCUACAUAGGCUUCUCAGGCAGCUGCGGCCAAAUUGAAGACUACCUGUACCCCGGGGUUAGCCUGACCAUCGACAAGAAGAGAGUCUACCGCCAUACUGGGGCACUCCCUGAUCCAGCAACCCUGAACCCCUUCCUCCUCUCCAGUGGUCAGAACUUAACGCUUCACCUUUGCACCGUCAGAGGCGCGUUUCAGGUCUACAUAGGGUUCUCCGAUAGCUGCAACCAAGUUGGGGACUUUCUCUACCCUGGGAUCAGCUUAACCAAGGACAAUGACCACGCCUUCAGGCAUAGCUCUGGGAUGAGCGCUCUGCUGUUUGCGGCUGCUUGGAUGAGUUUCACCUCCUGGGCCUGUAUCAUCGCAGGGCUGGUUUGUCAUUCUGCUGGACUCCUGUACCGCUGCUGUUUCCUCCGGCAGAAGGUGUAUAGCAUCGAGAUGCAGGCCCCUGCUGGAUCAGCGGUGUAG